CACGUAGACCGCCUUGUAGAAGGGUUUCAGCUGCGAGUCUUUCCUAGCGGUCCCGAGAGUGCAUACCAGCACGUUCGCAAAUUCUAUGGUUUGAGAGCUCUGGCGGAUGCGGUUCGUCCGAAGAGGCGAAGGGUAGUGGUGAAGACCGGAGUCGGCCGAGGUGGAAGCUCGUCCGUGGCGGUCGGAGAUAUUGGCGUCUCUGUUGCUCAACCGCCGCCGGUGCAGCCUAUGGCGGCUCCAGCUGAUGUGUCCGGGAGGAGAGGCUCCAAGAGGGUGGCUGAGAAGACCGCUCUCGGUCAAGCUAGCCAAAGAGCGAAGGCAAGUUCUCCGCCUCGGAAGGCGGCUGGUCGGGGAAAGGGCGUGAAGCGCGGGGAGGAACAGAGUUCUAUAGAGGUGUCGACUCAGGCGGCCACGGAUGGGGAGGCGGCUGAGUUUGCUUUGCACACUAUUAGUGAUCAUCUCGUUAUGCCUUCCGAGUACACCCCUUCAGCUUUGGACAGUCACAGGAGACUUGCAGAGACC
This is a messenger RNA of Linum tenue, 522 nucleotides long. The record is from the annotation of a GenBank genome assembly. Lineage: Eukaryota; Viridiplantae; Streptophyta; Magnoliopsida; Malpighiales; Linaceae.